This is a messenger RNA of Vespa mandarinia (Asian giant hornet), 1380 nucleotides long. RefSeq lists its product as uncharacterized. Lineage: Eukaryota; Metazoa; Arthropoda; Insecta; Hymenoptera; Vespidae. The record is from RefSeq and is a predicted model, not a curated record.
AUGAAUGCGAUCCAUAUGAAAAUCAUAUUUUUCAAUAUUUUCGUGCGAUUGAUCGCUAUUGGAAUUUUUGGAAAUCAGAAUCAGUUGGACAUUCGUUCGGGAAUGCAGUAUCCAAGGAUCAAAGUGACAGGAUACAAUGUUCUGGAUCACGAUGGUAAACGGUACGAGGUGCUAUGCGAUCUGAUUGUGCGCGAAUACGAUCGAUUACUGGUGAGAGCGAAUUCGGACUACGAGGUCGACGAAAAUUUCAUGCGACGAUCCGACGGGACCGACAUGCUGUUCCGUUCGAAUGGCGAAUUGAUCGUCCAUUUUACUGAUGGUACACGCAUUACGACUGGCUAUAAAAUCGAAGAAGAACCUUUGAUCUGUGAUUGGACAGUGGACGAGUUUCAACGUUACUUUGGAUCGAUCAAAUUAUAUGAACACGGUGAUGAACUUUUCGAAGUAAACUCUCGUAGCAACAACAGCAAUAACAAGGACAACAGCAACGAACUUUGGCAGGAAGAACCUUUAAACGAGAAUGGUCGAUACGAAAAUGAAAUGACGAGGAUAUUGAUCGCAGACGGCUUUGUCUCGGUUCUAUUGACUUGCCUGUUCGAGCACAAGAACUAUGCUAGUGUAUCCUACGAUCAGUCAGCAGUUAGUUGCACUCUAUCGAUGCCAGCCGAUCUUCGAGUCAGCAUAUCGCGAAGAGGUCAUUACGAAGUUUGGGCGCCUGGCGAAGUUAAUCUCAAGAUUCCGAAAGUCAAACCGACGAACAGCGACAGAAGAGAUUUGCUACGUAGUACGUAUUCGAUUCCAUACGAUUGGCUCUUUCCAUUUGGCAGAAACGGCCAUGGAAUUUGCAGCGAUACAUACGACAUGCCGUUGGCCAAAACUAUUGAGAGACGCCCACCGAGAACUCUGCGGCUUCGUAUAUUGCAUGGUUUCAAAGAACCCGAUAGAAAUGCCAUAAUCGAUUUACAAAAAGCUAUGGCAUGCUAUUGGCGAUACUUGUUAGACAAUGUCGAUGAAUGUCGAAGGUAUCUCCCCGGUGAAGAGUGUGUUCUUUCCGAACUCGAAGACGAUUACAAAACUUGGAAAGAUAAUAUCAGAGAGUUCGCUCUCGGUAUACGAACGAAUAUUGACGUUGCGACUUAUGUUGAUAGUUUGCAACGAUGUCAAAUAAAAGAAAGUCCGAAGAAAGCAGAACACACGUCUAAUAGGUUGAAGGAUUUGAUGGAAUCGAAAAAAACAAACGAGAUCCAGCUCGAAUGGUAUAAACGUUGCUGGAGGGAUCAAAUUAUCCUGCCAUAUUUCAAGAACGUCGUUGAUGCUAUUAUCCUGGAUAUGAUGGAAGCCUUCGAGAUAGGACACUCUCAACGUUUCGAACAAAACUGA